UCGCCUGCUUUGUUUCCAAUUUCGAUGUUUACCUCUUCAUCCUCCUCUCCGACUCCGCCAAACAAGACAUGGAAACAACAACUCGAAUCCACUCGUGUAAGAGCACAAACUAGUCUAGGCCCCAUCUCGGAUGCUUGGUCGAGAACUCCGGAUGCGGCAAAGUUGGGAUUGGCUAUGGUCGGGGGAUCGCUAAUAACAUUUGGAGGAAUAAGGGUAUAUAAAGGAUUUUUCAAGCGGAUUCGUAAUUCCGAGCAAGUGAGCAGCAGUGACUUCGAGAAGAAAAGGUGGAUCAAAGGUGUCGUGACGAGUGUUGGCGACGCAGACAACUUUAGGCUUUAUCAUACCCCUGGAUUUGGGUGGAACUGGCCAUUGAAGUUCCGUCGCGUACCCAGCUCGGCUAAAGAUCUGAAGGAGGAGACACUACAUAUCAGGAUGAUGGGAAUAGAUGCGCCCGAGGCCGCUCAUUUCGGGAAGCCCGCCCAACCCUAUGCGGAGGAGGCCUUGGAAUGGCUUAGAAAUGCUGUUCUAGGCAAACGCGUGCCACUCAGGUGGCAGCCCCUAUGGUUAAAUCGUGGAUUCCAUUCCGAUAUCGCUGUGUGUCCAUCGAUAUGCUUAAAGCUGGAUGGGCGACCGUUUACCAACAAAGCUACGCAGAAUAUGGCAAAUGGGGAAAAGACCACUUAUUAUCGUUGGAAAAGGCCGCACAGCAAGCCAAGCUCGGAAUGUGGCAACGAGGUACCAAAGGCGAAACCCCUGCAGAGUAUAAACGGAGAUACGCCGGGG
This is a messenger RNA of Acaulospora colombiana, 783 nucleotides long. The record is from the annotation of a GenBank genome assembly. NCBI's taxonomy places the organism in Eukaryota, Fungi, Glomeromycota, Glomeromycetes, Diversisporales, Acaulosporaceae.